UAUAUAAAGAAGGUUAGAUAGUUGUAAUACUUGCUCAAAGGUACAAGCUUAUAAAGCAUACAGAUUAUGGCAAUUCACAAGCUGCUUUGCAAUCUAAGCUUCAUUUUCCUCUUAUUCUUCCAUUUUGGUAAAGGUGAAAUCCGAUUAAAUUACUAUUCAGAAAGUUGUCCAAACGCCGAAGAAAUUGUAAAACAAGAAGUUAUAAGUUUGUACCAUAAACAUGGAAACACUGCGGUUUCUUGGCUUAGAACUCUCUUCCAUGAUUGCAUGGUUAAGUCAUGUGACGCAUCAAUAUUAUUGGAGAGCAUAAAUGGGAUACAAUCAGAAAAGACAUCAACAAGAAACAUGGGGAUGAGAAACUUCAAGUACAUAAACACAAUCAAAGAUGCACUUGAGAAGUCAUGCCCCAUGACUGUCUCUUGCGCGGACAUUGUUGCUCUUUCGGCUAGAGAUGGUGUCGUUUUGUUAGGAGGACCACACAUUGAGAUGAAAACCGGGCGAAAAGAUAGCAAAGAAAGCCAUCUUGCAGAAAUCGAUGAAUUGCUACCGAAUCAUAAUGAUUCGAUGGCGUAUGUUCUUUCGCGCUUUCAAUCCGUGGGAAUUGAUGUUGAAGGAACAGUUGCUCUCUUAGGUGCUCACUCAGUAGGUAGGGUCCAUUGUGCCAACAUAGUGGGCCGGCUCUAUCCGACAGUUGACCCGACCUUGGACCCAAACCACGCUGAAUACCUCAAGCGUCGUUGUCCCCAUCCUAACCCAGACCCUAAUGCUGUGGAAUAUUCAAGAAAUGACCUAAAAACACCAAUGAUCUUAGACAACAUGUAUUACAAGAACAUUAUGAACAACAAAGGACUACUUAUAGUUGAUCAACAACUUGUUUCGGACCCGAUUACAUCUCCAUUUGUUGAGAACAUGGCAACGGAUAACGAUUACUUUCAUCAACAGUUUUCUAAGGCUCUUCUCACUUUGUCAGAGAAUAACCCGCUAACCGAGGAAGACGGCGAGGUUCGAAGAGAUUGUCGUUUUGUAAAUAGUAACUAAAAACGACUCGAAGUGUAAACUAAUCAAGUUUUCUAAUAUUGUUAUCUUUAUAUGUGACAUAUCUAAGAUUAUGCCAUGAAAUUAAAAUGAAUAAAGUUUGUAACAUUAUGAAAUA
Molecule: messenger RNA, 1153 nt
Organism: Helianthus annuus (common sunflower)
Lineage: Eukaryota; Viridiplantae; Streptophyta; Magnoliopsida; Asterales; Asteraceae
Product: peroxidase 21
Exons: 5
Coding region: 67-1038 (323 amino acids)
Biological process (GO): hydrogen peroxide catabolic process; response to oxidative stress
Molecular function (GO): peroxidase activity; heme binding
Source: RefSeq, a predicted model, not a curated record